AUGAGCAUGAGUGCGUUCAGCUUUGCAUAAUAUUAUCACCGCAUACCUAAAAUUGUUCAAUUUAAAAAGCAAUUGAAAACAUGUCGAAGGCUUCAAGAGGGAUGAGAAAUGUGAAAAAAGUGGUUGAAAAAGUGAAUCAUUCUUCAAGGCUUCACACAGAUAUCAUGGCACAAUUAGCUGUUGCUGGCCCACCCUUGGGUCCCCAAUUAGGACAACGGGGAGUCAACAUAGCUGCUUUCUGUAAAGAUUUCAAUGAGAGAACAAAGGAUAUCAAAGAGGGAAUUCCAUUACCAUGCCGAAUUUCUGGAAAUCCCGAUCGUUCUUUUGAACUUGUAAUUCAUUCACCACCAUCUACAUUUUUUUUAAAACAAGCAGCCGGUAUUCAACGUGGAGCAAUGUAUCCAAAAAGAGAAGUUGCAGGAAAAAUAACUUUGAAACAUCUGUACGAAAUUGCUCAAAUUAAAAUCAAAGAUCCUCCAAAUGCACUUUUGUCAUUAGAACAAAUGUGCAACGCAUUGGUAGGUGUUGCUAGAAGUUGUGGAAUUGAAAUUGUAAGAGAUUUGGAUCCAGUAGAAUAUGGAAAAUUUCUUGAGGAAAGAAAAGUUAUUGUAGAGGCGCAGAAAAAAGAAUUAGAAGAAAAACGUGAAGCAAAAAUGUUGAGAACAGGAUAUACAAACACUGAAAUUGCAUCAAUAAAAUAGUUUAUAAUUAAAAAGUAAA
Messenger RNA from Clunio marinus, 720 nucleotides. Lineage: Eukaryota; Metazoa; Arthropoda; Insecta; Diptera; Chironomidae. The record is from the annotation of a GenBank genome assembly.